Molecule: messenger RNA, 1881 nt
Organism: Ipomoea triloba (trilobed morning glory)
Lineage: Eukaryota; Viridiplantae; Streptophyta; Magnoliopsida; Solanales; Convolvulaceae
Exons: 16
Coding region: 188-1669 (493 amino acids)
Source: RefSeq, a predicted model, not a curated record
CAUUUUGUGGUGCCGGCGGUUAAGGUAUAACGGAACAGACGACUCGCGCGCGUGCUGUUCUGGCCUCUAGCCUCUAAACCCACAUCUCGUAUUCUUUCUGCCGUGUCGUUGUGGCUCCCCAGGUUUUGUCGGCCGGCUUGUCUUCUAAGUUUGUAACCUGCAACGGAGGUGCUGUUAAUCGAAAUCAAUGGCUAUGACGGAGACCAAGAAUGGCAAAGAGGUGAUCCGAUUGGAGCGCGAGUCUGUAAUUCCAAUCCUCAAGCCUAAGCUUAUCAUGACUCUUGCCGAUCUCAUUGAACAUUCUUCUGACCGUGCUGAAUUUUUGAAGCUCUGCAAAAGGGUUGAGUACACAAUUCGUGCCUGGUAUCUCUUGCAGUUCGAGGAUCUCAUGCAACUCUACUCCUUAUUUGAUCCUGUGUAUGGCGCUCAAAAACUGGAACAGCAGAACUUGAAUUCAGAUGAAAUUGACAUUCUUGAACAGAAUUUCUUGACUUACUUAUUUCAGAUAAUGGAUAAAAGCAACUUUAAAAUAGCAACUGAUGAGGAGAUUGAGGUUGCACAGUCCGGGCAGUAUCUUCUAAAUCUUCCCAUCACAGUUGAUGAAUCUAAGCUUGACAAAAAAAUUUUGAAGAAGUACUUUGCGGAGCAUCCUGCGGAAAAUCUGCCUGAAUUUGCUGAUAAGUAUGUAAUCUUCCGACGAGGAAUUGGUAUUGACAGGACAACUGAUUACUUUUUCAUGGAAAAAGUUGACAUGCUGAUUGCACGCUUGUGGGGUUGGCUUUUGAAAAAAACAAGGUUAGAUGCAUUGUUUAGGAGAUCAAAGAGAUCAAGGAGACGACAAAGAGAAGACCCAAAAAAAGAUGAUGAAAUCAUUGAUGAUACUGUGGAUGAGGACUUAUAUGUUGAACGCAUCCGUAUCGAGAAUCUGGAAAUCAGUUUCCGUAAACUCCUUAGCAAGAUUACAAUUCAAGAACCAACUUUUGAUAGGAUAAUUGUUGUUUACAGACUAGCAAGUCCUAAAACAAAAUCAGAACGAGGAAUAUAUGUGAAGCAUUUCAAGAACAUUCCUAUGGCUGACAUGGAGAUUGUCCUGCCGGAGAAAAAGAAUCCAAGUCUCACUCCAAUGGAUUGGGUCAAAUUCCUGGCUUCUGCUGUUGUUGGGCUGGUAGCAGUUGUGGGUUCAGUUGAAUUGCCAAAAGCUGAUCUUUGGGUCAUGUUUGCUAUUCUCUCCACUGUGAUUGGAUAUAUUGCAAAGACAUACUUCACAUUCCAACAAAACAUGGCUACAUAUCAGAACCUCAUUACACAGUCGAUGUAUGACAAACAACUAGACAGUGGAAGGGGCACUCUACUCCACUUGUGUGAUGACGUGAUUCAACAAGAAGUAAAGGAGGUUAUAAUCUCAUUCUUCAUAUUGAUGGAGCAGGGGAAAGCUACCUUGCAGGAUCUUGACCUGCGCUGUGAAGAACUAAUAAAAGAGGAAUUUGGUGUAAGCUGCAACUUUGAUGUAGAUGAUGCGGUUCAAAAGUUAGAGAAGUUGGGCAUUAUUACUCGGGAUACAAUUGGAAGGUACUUCUGUGUAGGUCUUAAGCGAGCUAAUGAGAUUAUUGGGACUACUACAGAAGAGCUUGUCCUCAAAGCCAAACAGGGAACCAUUGCUUCUUCUUAAAUCUUGAUGAUGUAUAGUCAGUCAGUGGUCUACUACUACUGGAGAGAAGAGAUAAGAAGACCUCCCUCCCUCCCUCCUAUUUCAAGUGUUUAGGCAAAUUUGAGGAUCCGAAUCACAGAAGAGAUAAUGGAUUGAAUAAUAACGUGUGUUUGCUCUGUACUGUACUUUCUGUGUCAGCUUUAGCUUUUUCUUUGCCACUUCAAUCUGUAAAA